Messenger RNA from Sclerotinia borealis F-4128, 756 nucleotides. The record is from the annotation of a GenBank genome assembly. Lineage: Eukaryota; Fungi; Ascomycota; Leotiomycetes; Helotiales; Sclerotiniaceae.
AUGGCACCAAGAACUUCAAGUAGAGUUGCUAUUGAGGAGGACGAAUUCCCUCUUCUCACCACAAACGGAUUGACCAUCCGUAAGACCCUGGGCGAUGGAAAUUGCCUUUUUCGCGCGUUGUCGGACCAAUUGUAUGGACAUGACGAGAAUCAUCUGGGGAUCCGCAGAGAAGUAGUAGAGUACAUGCGGACUCAUCCAGAUGAGUUCAAGCCAUUCUUUUCGGUGGGCCCGCAGCGUCGAUACCCAAAGAGAAGGGGUGCGGCAGCUGGCCAUGUUGAUACACAGGAGGCCUCAGAUACAGAGUUGGAGAAGGUCUUCCAGGCACACUUAAAGAAGAUGUCGAGGCCGCGUGAGUGGGGUACUCAAAGCGAGGUGACUGCCUUCGUAAAGGCGUUUAAGGUAGAUGUCACCGUGUGGUGUCCUACCUGGAAGACGACGCUCCACGCGGUGAAUGGAAGAUAUUCAAGGAACCAAUCACACAUCGCGUUUAACGGGGAUGCCUGCCACUACUCCUCCGUUCGCAAUGUUAACGGACCAUUUUAUGGGCUUCCGGCCAUCACAUAUGUGGACGAGGAAUCGAGGAUAGACUUGCUGCGGAAAACAAAAACGACGAAGCAACGAAAGACGCUUGCAGGUUCUCCCGCCGUCGUUUUGUCCGGCACAAAGUCGAAGCUCACUGUGCGAUCAAAACAGACACGAAGCAGUGAGGACCGAAGAGAACACCCGAAUUGGACAACGAAGCGUGAAGAAAGGUAG